AUGAAGAAAAGGGUGCGUCGACCAACUUCUCAAUUUUCCCAAGAACAGGGGGGUUACAACUUGAGAGAUAGAAAGAAAAAUAAGCAUGAAUGCAACAAGAUUUUGGGCUUGGACAGAAUUAGUAGUUUGCCAAAUGAAGUACUUGUUAGUAUACUGUCUCUCUUGUCACUAAAGGAAGCACAAGCUACCAGUGUCCUUUCUAGGCGAUGGCAGCAUCUGUGGCGGCACGUGUUAGCAUCUACUAGGACUCUCGACUUUGAUGCUGAGAAAACUUUAUGCAGAUUGUCUAACCUCAGAGCAGGAGCACGAGACUUGUUAAUCUGUAGGUACGUUGAUUGGGUGAAUAAUGUGGUGGAACAUCAUCGAGGCCCAAUGGUUGAAACAUUCAGGAUUUGUUUCGAUCUUGAUCCUAAGUUUUCAAGUUCCCUUGAUAAAUGGAUUCAAUUUGCAAUGGAAAAGGGAGUUCAAAUGCUUGAGUUGGACUUGUUAUCAUACGGUGUUUUUCCUCGGAAGUUCUUUCCGUGCUACAUUUUUCCCCAUGAACUUUUAGGUAUAAAAAAAGAGUCCACUUUGAAGCACUUGUGUUCUGAUAUUCCAAGUCUCCACCGUUGUGCAUGCAUUGGCUUUAAGUCCCUCACAGUUCUUAAUUUCAAAAGUGUUGAUGUGGAGGAAGAAGUUCUUGAGUACUUCUUGUCCAACUGUCCUGUUCUUGAACGGUUAUUAGUGGAUGAUUCACCAAAUUUGCGCAAUCUAAGAGUUGUUGGUCCAUCAGUUUCAUUGAAGUACUUAGUGAUAGAGCAAUGUUCCAGCUUCAUAAGCAUUGAGAUAUGUGACACGAACCUAGUCUCGUUUACUUAUGUUGGAUGGGAUGCCUUCACUCAACUUUCAUGCUGUCUUUCUCAGCUAGAGAUUCUCAAACUGAACGGACUUCUGUUCCAAGAAAGGAAUCAUGUAUUUCCUGUACUAGCAAAUCUCAAGCAAUUGGAACUAAAAUUUCAAGCAAAUGAUUGCUUCAUCCUUCUUCAGUUGGCUUCUUUCAUUAAGGCAUCUCCGUACUUGCACAGACUUGUGUUGGAGUUGUACCCGUUAUGCGAGAGAAGAGAAACGAGAUUUAAGAAGGCAUCCAAAUGCUCCCAUGAGUACCUUAGGGUAGUGGAAAUUGGAGGGUAUGAUGGUCGCGCAAGUGAUUUUGAAAUUGUCAAGUACUUGAUAGAGAAUGCUGUUCAACUGGAGAAAAUUGUUAUUGAUCCUGCUGAUCCUAUCGAACCACAUUAUUGUUUUCCUAAGCACAGAAUAAAGAAGACUAUUGAAGAAGUGGAGAGGGAAGAAAAUGCAAGAAAUCUUGCUAGGCAGCAGCUUAUAGAAAAGGUUCCUUCAACCGUAGAAUUUGUAUGCCUCUAG
Molecule: messenger RNA, 1401 nt
Organism: Prunus armeniaca (apricot)
Lineage: Eukaryota; Viridiplantae; Streptophyta; Magnoliopsida; Rosales; Rosaceae
Source: the annotation of a GenBank genome assembly